AUGGCUCUCCAAACUCUCACUGCAAGGCGAGGUGGUAAUCGUGGUGCCGUCACGAAACUUCUUACAAAGCUUCAAGGCAUACUACAAGAUCUACACUCCAAGAUCAAACUCAUCCAAAUAUUGGACGAUGAGAUUCAAAACGUGACCGAUGCUGCUGAUGUAGCCGCAGAAAUCUGGAGCGCUGACGUCUUCAACAGUAACGCGUUCGACGGUCGUGAUCGAGCUGAGUUUGAGCUUCUCAAAUUACGUCAGCAGGUAAUAGACGCAAACGCGGCUGUUGCUGCUGCCGCUGCGGCCACCGUUGCUUCUGCAGCUGCUGCUGCGAAUCUAAAUCGUCCUCCAACCGUUCCAGCUCUUCCGGUCCAAACGAACUCUUCAAAUCUCCCUAAGUUCGAUUUGCCAGAGUUUGACGGUAGCGUUCUUCAUUGGCGUGCUUUCUGGGACGUGUUUGAAUUCGAGGUUCAUAACAAAGCCACCUACACUGGAGCCACGAAAUUCAACUUUUUAAACUCGCGUCUAAAAGGCUCAGCCAAAGCCGCUCUGUCCGGCCUUACUCCAAACAACGCUAACUAUCCCAAAGCUAUCGACAUCUUAAAAGAUCGCUUCGGUCAAGACAAGAAAAUUAUAGCUGCCCACAUGCGCGCGCUAUACAAUAUGGCGAAACCUGGAACCGAUCGUGUAAGUCUACGCAUCUUUUCGGACCAGCUAGAGUCGCACAUCAGAGGUUUGGACGCCCUUGGAAAGAAGGCUGACUCGUUUGGUGAUCUUCUUGUGUGUAUCCUCUUGGAUAAAUUCUCACCGGACCUACGUCGAAAUUUAACUCGUCAGCAUGGAACGACAGAGUGGACUCUAGAAGAAUUGCAGGCUUCAAUCAAACGAGAGCUCGAAAUUGUAGACGACAGCCCAGCUGAACAGCAUUCAAGCAAAAUUCCGCCAGCAGGUGUAAAGAAGACCAACGUUUUCUUUGCCGGAGCGUCUCAACCUAUCAAGAAAAAGCAACGCUGCGCCUAUUGCACAGGUGAUCACUACGCAUCUCAAUGUACCAGUGUCGGGAAAGCAGCAGAGCGACUUAAGGUAGCAAAAGUGAAAAAGCUGUGUUUAAACUGCUUGGACGCGUCCCACACCAGUUUGAAAGAUUGUCCGUCAAAGUAUCGUUGCAAAUACUGCUCCAAAGCUCAUCAUUCCAGUUUACAUCCAGAAAACUCCGAGGAAGUGUCCGAGACUCCAUCCGUCGCUUCCAUGUCAGUGUCCAUCUCUCCAUCUUCAACUUUGGCAGCAGCCAUUCAUCAUUCGGAGUCGUCAGGAAAGUUUACACAGCCGUACGUUUUUCUCAAAACGGCGAUUGUUGAAACACGCUUCAAAGGUUUUAAGGAACGCGCCAACAUUCUCAUCGAUGAGGGAUCGCAACGCACCUUCAUUACUUCCCGUUUGGCUAAAUUAUUGCACUUGAAACCAAUGUGGCGUGAAAGUUUACUCUUAUCCGGUUUCUCCAUGAAUCCAACAGGCAUCGAAUACUAUGACGUAACUCAGUUUUUUAUUGUUGACCUCAGCGGUUCCUUAAUCAAAAUCAAAGCCAUCAUCAUUGAUCAUCUUGUGAGCCCACUGGAUGAUCCGCAUCGUAAUUUGGCAGCUUCUCUUCCUCAUCUCAACGGACUUCAAUUGGCCCAUCCACCUUCUGAAGCCACAUCAUUCGACGUUGACAUCCUGAUUGGUGCCAAUUUCUACUGGUCACUUGUUCGCGACAAAGUUAUUCGAGGCGCAGGUCCAACGGCCACCGAGUCCAAAAUCGGUUAUCUUCUCUCCGGUCCAUUAUCUGCGUCAUCCGUAGAAAUCGAAUCAUCCGAUUCUGUCUUAACGCUUCACGUUUCGACCAUGGAAAAAUUCGACCUGUCCAAAUUCUGGACGGUUGAAGGGCUUGGGAUUCAACCCGAGUUGGAAAGCGACACAACGACUAACAUCUACCAGAGUCAAUGUAUCGAAUUUCGUGACAAUCAGUAUGCGGCAAAACUUCCUUGGAAAUCGGAACAUCCCGAACUCGCUCCAAACUUUCAAGUUUGCCAUCGUCGAACCAUCGGAACAAUCAAGCGGGUAUCUAAGAGCCCAAGUCAACUAGCCAUCUACCAAAAGAUCAUCAGUGACCAGUUGGAUCGAGGUUUUAUCGAAAAAGUUCCGCCGGGAGAAAUUUACAAACGUGAUUGUCACUAUAUCCCUCACUUCGCCAUUGAAAAAGAGUCAGCGACCACACCGCUUCGGAUCGUGUACGACUGUUCUUGUAAGACAUCAGCAGGCGUUAGUCUAAAUGAUUGCCUCGAAACGGGACCACCUCUUCAGAACGAUAUGUUGGAGAUUCUACUACGCUUUCGUGUACAUCGAGUCGGCAUUUCCGCGGAUAUCGAAAAAGCUUUUCAUAAGGUCAUCCUGCCCGAUUCGGACCGUGAUUUCUUCCGCUUCCUAUGGACCAGUAAUAUCAGCAAUCCCGAUGCUGAUCUAGAGGUCUACCGCUUCAAAGUCAUUCCAUUUGGAGCCAGCUGUUCCCCAUUUAUUCUCCUAUCAGUCAUCAAACAUCACUUACAUUCUUUGCCGUCCCUCACAGCAGUUGACAUGGAUCUCAACAUCUAUGUCGACAAUCUUAUUUCAGGAUGUGACUCAACGAAGGAAGCAGUGGACUACUAUGCAGUGUCAAACUCUAUUCUCAACAAGGCCGGACUGAAUCUUCAAUCUUGGAGUUCAAACGACCAAGCAAUCAAUGUUCGUGCGGUUGAAGAUGGCGUAGCCGAUCCUUCCACCAGCUCAAAAAUACUGGGCCUAAACUGGGAUCGUUCUACCGACUCGCUUUCGCUUCCCGCGUUCCGUCUUUCCACUUUUAUCCACGCUACAACAACAAAGCGCGAUAUUCUUCGUGGCAUUUCUACAGUUUUUGAUCCCAUGGGAUUCUUCGCUCCGCUCACAAUCGCAGCAAAAAUUCUAAACCAAGAGCUCUGGAAAGAAAAGUUUGACUGGGACGAUCCUCUCCCUCAAAAAUUCCGUGAGCGUUUUAGUAAAAUCGCAGCUGACAUCGACAAUUAUCAUCCAGUCGUCCCCCGCUGUUAUCUUGAAUGUCGCAACGACCUUCAGAGUUUACAUCUCUUCGUGGACGCCAUUCCUCACGCGUUUGGAGCCGUUGCUUAUUUUUGCAACUUGGAUCGUGUCGCCUUCGUUCUCUCCAAAUCACGAGUCGCUCCAUUGUCAAUCGGUAAGAAGCCUCCUACUUUACCUCAACUGGAACUUAUGGCAGCUCUGAUCGGGUCAACACUCGCAAACACGAUCGUGAAAGCUUUAAAACCACUUGGAAUUUCUCUCACCGUCACGAUGUGGUCAUAUAGCCAAAUUGUUCUUUAUUGGCUGGCGCAGACAGCUCGUAACAAGUGCCAGUACGUCGCAAACCGUGUUGACACUAUCCAAAAGUUAUCAAAGGAUCUUCAAGCUUCUUGGCAUUAUUGCCCCACAAAAUCCAAUCCGGCUGAUUUACUAACAAGAGGUAUUUCACUUCGUCAGUUCCAGCAAUCAUCCAGUUUGUGGAUUUAUGGUCCAACUUGGCUCUCUUCACCCGAAGACUGGCCGUCAUGGGAGACCAACAAGCUAAACGCAGUCGUACUUCAUUUGGCGGAGUCUCAACUGGCUCCACUCAUCAGUCGUCCAGCUAUCCCCCCCGAUUCAAUUGAUUUAUUCGAAGUCAUGGAUGUUUCACGCUACAAUUGGAUUACUCUACUUCGUGUGACUUCUCGGAUUCUUCGCUACAAGAGUUACUUUUUACCCAAUCGUCACCCUGCUCAAGCUUUCGAAUUUCUCACAACUGCCGAACUUCGAAACGCAGAGCUAAUUUGGAUCAGAGCCUUUCAGCAACGCUUCCUACAAGAUGAGUACAGAUAUCUCCGUUCCCGUUCAGGUGCUCGACCAGCGCUUGUAUCUCAACAUGAUCUUUUUAUCAACUACGACGACAUCAUUUGCUGUAAAGGCCGUCUUCAGCACGCUAGAAUAAAAUCUAGUGCAAAGCAUCCGUUUCUUCUUCCAAAAUCCUGCGACUUAACUACUUUGAUAAUUCUUUAUCAUCACAAACGGAUGUUCCACUGUGGCGUCGACGCCACCUGUUCCAGUCUCCGUCAACGGUAUUGGAUUCCAUCUAUCAAGCAACGUGUACGAUCCAUUUUACGCAGCUGCGUAACUUGUCGUCGAGUGAGUGGAAAACCCUACAGAGCCCCAGAUCACGCUCCGCUACCUGCAUUCCGAGUCAGCGAUGCCCCCCCUUUCACCGUCGUUGGUGUCGAUUACACCGGUGCUUACACAAUUCGGGGUGUUUCUCCAAAAGAUGAUCAAAAGGCUUAUAUUUUCUUAUUCACAUGCGCCAGCACCCGUGCAAUUCAUCUUGAAUUGGUUGAGGAUCUUUCAGCUCACAGUUUCCUACUCGCCUUUCGUUGA
Molecule: messenger RNA, 4455 nt
Organism: Daphnia pulicaria
Lineage: Eukaryota; Metazoa; Arthropoda; Branchiopoda; Diplostraca; Daphniidae
Exons: 2
Coding region: 1-4455 (1484 amino acids)
Molecular function (GO): nucleic acid binding
Source: RefSeq, a predicted model, not a curated record